GCUCAGAGCCCAUAUGCGAAGAGGGGGUGACUACAUUGUCUAUUGUAUGGGGGUUUGGUUUGGUUUGGUUUCGGUUUGUUGUUUUUUGGUGUUUUUUUCCCCUGGCAUUUUGCACGUUUCACGGGAGGUGUAAAUCGGGAGUAAAAAGCAUGGCAGAUGAGCAAGAAAUAAUGUGCAAACUCGAGAGCAUCAAGGAAAUCAGGAAUAAGACUUUGCAGAUGGAAAAAAUAAAGGCACGACUGAAAGCAGAAUUUGAAGCCCUGGAGUCUGAGGAGAGGCACCUGAAAGAAUAUAAACAGGAAAUGGACCUGCUGCUGCAAGAGAAGAUGGCCCACGUGGAGGAGCUGCGACUGAUCCAUGCUGACAUUAAUGUGAUGGAGAACACUAUCAAGCAGUCUGAGAACGAUCUUAACAAGCUCUUGGAAUCUACUCGCCGGCUCCACGAGGAGUACAAGCCCCUAAAGGAGCACGUAGAUGCCCUGAGAAUGACUCUGGGGUUGCAGAGGCUGCCAGAUCUAUGUGAAGAGGAAGAGAAACUGUCCCUUGACUACUUUGAAAAACAGAAAGCAGAAUGGCAGACAGAACCACAAGAGACUCCCAUCCCAGAGUCUCUGGCUGCAGCUGCAGCAGCUGCCCAACAGCUGCAAGUGGCCAGGAAGCAAGAUACCAGACAGACAGCAACUUUCAGACAGCAGCCACCUCCAAUGAAGGCAUGUUUGUCAUGUCACCAACAAAUCCAUCGGAAUGCACCCAUAUGUCCACUCUGCAAAGCAAAGAGCCGAUCUCGGAAUCCCAAAAAGCCCAAGAGGAAACAGGAUGAAUGAAAUCCAGAAGACUGACAAACUGUGUGACCUGUCCCAGUACUCUUCCAGUAGAACAGCAAAUUUGCCCAGACUUUAUUGAAUUGCAGUCUCAAGUAUGACUGUCUAAUUGUUUUCUAUUUAAAUGCAAUGUAAGCACAACGUUCCUACUCUAAGUUCCUUCCAGUCUUUAGGAUUUGGUUUUAGGAAAGUAAAUAUUACUGAUGCUACAGUUUAACAUUUCAGUUGUUUCAUCUUUUGUACUCCUAAACAAACUGGAAUUCUUUGUGCAAAUAUCCUAAAUGUCAGGCUAUUUCUAUUGACCAUAUGUGAUUACCUAUCAACAAUUGAGAGAGAGACAGGAAGACUGACUGGUGGUCAGAAUUCACUCUUUGCUGUGAGCUACAAAUGUUUAUAUAUCAUUCUAGAAAGGCUAGUAUUUUUUUAUUACAAUGAUUAGGUUAAACAUCACACAAACAAACAUACAUUUUGCAACAUCUCUUGCUUGCAGAGAUUGAUUCAAUCUUCUUUUCCUGUUCCCAGUCUUGAUCCAAUCUUCUUGUAAUCUUCAAAGCUGUUUGUUCUUGCCAAGGCAUCUUGGUUAUCAAACUGGCUAUGCUAAUUAAAUCUGCAUCCUAUGUCCACAAUAUCACAAAUGUUUUCAUGUUCUCUUUUUAAAAAACAGAUGUUACUAAAAGAUUAUUCUGUUUUCUCCUGAUAAUAGGAGACUAUUUGAAGUGCUGAAAUAGCAGACUGUCUGUUUGUUUCACUGAAGAACAAUUUGCUUUCCAAUCUCAUAAGACUGGGUAGGUUUGGGUAUCCAGUGGAACUCUUUUUAAACAGGAAAUGUUCAGGGAAAAUGAAAUUUGUUAUACAGAAAAUCAAUACAUUAAGGACACACACAUUGGUUUUGAUUACUGAAGUUGAUUGUACCAUUCCCUCAAACUUGACUUAAAACUUGGAAAGGUGCUGGCUGUGUAUGAAUUGCUAAAAGUUAUGUAUUUUGCCAUGCUUUAACAUCUUAACAGGUUAUUAUUUUUAGCAGUCAAAAGACUGAUUUACUUAAGAACAAGGCUAAAAUGAACUGUAUCAGUGGUCCUCCUAGGCUCUAUGGCUGACCAGCACACUCUGGUUCUCUAGGAAACAUGCAUGAUAUAUCCCAGCUCUCUAUGUGCACAGACUGCACAUCAGCCAUUCUGCAUGUCUUCUGUUCCUGGUUUCUAUGGCCAAAAUCUGUCAGACAUAUCCUCCACUGGAGCACAGGAAAGUUCAGUAACAUGCAUGAGGAACAGUGUCAACUAAAAAUUAUAUAUUUCACCAGAACCAACAAGCUUUGGUGUCAUUGUCCUCCUUCAACCAAAACUUUCUAUUUUUUUUGUCUUUUAACUGGUCAUUUUCAAAUAAUUUUUACUUCAGGCCGGUUUGUUUUCUUGUUCCCUGUGUGCCAAAAGAACCCUGACUAAAGCAUCUGGAGUAGAUCACUCCCUGUAUGUCUUCCCUUUGUUUCAUGUAAUGAAACAACAGUUCUUGCAAUGGGGAGGAUGGCAGUGAUCCACUUACGGAACUGGCACUUAAAAUUUACUCAUCUCUAAUCCCAGUUUUGUGACCACCUUUGUUGCCUAAAUUGAUCCUCAAGUGUUAAAUAUUCUUUUCACUAACUCCGAGAUGCAGUAACUGCUUGUUCACAUUCUUCUCUCUUUAGUCCAGGUUUCUCUCUACUAUUAUGUUAGAGUGGUUAUACUGAGAAUUUGGCUUGUUAGAUAGGAAGAACAGGGAAGCCCCAAGUCUCUGCUCCAAGAACUUUGUCAAAUACUGGCAACUAAUAAAUCCACGAUGCAAUUUUGCUGGCCAAAUCACAUAUGUCACCAUUAAUUUCUUAAGUCUGCCACAAAGUACACAAGUGAUUUACUGAAUAUAGUCCUAAAACUUAUGCCAGGUUCAGGAGAUAUUCCCCCAUUUUAAUGUUACAUAGUCAAAUCAACAUCUGUCAACAGCAGGCAGAAUGUGGACCACCUGCCCUGGAAAUUAUGUGAAGAGCAGAUUCUGCUAGCUGAAUUACAGGGAUCUGAUCUCUGAGAUAGCAAUAAUGAAAGAAAGUCUGGCUCCAUGUGUAAGAGCCUGAACGAGAGAUGUGGGACAACAGGCAGCUCUCAAAAUGCUGUUUAUUACAUAGAUGAAGUUACACCAUUUGUUGGGUUGUGGGUAACAGAGCCACGUCUAAAGCUGCCAGCUACCUCUUAUAGACAAGCCUGAAGCCACUUUAGUUCUGGUUAAAAUGCUUUAUAUAGUUUUCUUUGCUGAGCAUCUUAAUACAUAAAAACCAAUCAGCAUCAUACACAAUACCUUUACAUUUACCUAUAGCCUAUCAUAACUACUAAUAUUACCAUAUUUUUUUACAGUUUAAGCUCAAAGUUGUUUUUCUGUUUUCUUGCAGUGGAAAAUUCUUAGACUUUGUUUCUACUUGGUGAAAACAUGUUUUUUGUUUGCCUAUGGUAUCUUUUGCUUUUCUAAGACUUAUUUCUGCUUGGUAAAAACAUCUUUGUUUGUGGUCAACAUAUCCUUUGCUCUAGCCAUAAAACCUCUUUCCAACUCAACUUAACCUUUGCCUUCGUAAUUGUCUAGUAACAACUGGCUCAACAAUUCUAACUUUAGACAUCCUUUAUUCUUCUAUAUCAAAACUUGCUUUAAUUUCUAUUCCACUUUCAGGUUCCACAUUCAGAGAGCCUUCUUCUAAACCUACAUAUCUGUGAAACUUUCCCAACAUCCGUGCUCCAAAUGCCAAUAGUGUGUUAUGCAUGUUUUGUAGCACAAAUACUGGAUUCUACUGUUUUAAAUGUCACAGUGGUCACAUGCUGUGUGCCCUGUUCAGAGCAAUUCCUAUGGAGUUGAAGGGAAAAUGCACAGAGUUAAAAGACAGUAUGUGGACUUCCAAAGUGCAUACAUGAGAGCAGCAUACUUUGAUGGUAGUUGUACAUAAAUUUAAGAAGUAGUGACAAUGGAGUGGGUGAAUAGUCUGCAAUGAAGUAGUGUGAAUAGAAGGAUUGAUUUGUAGAGACUUUGACUUACAGUUCUGAAAUAGGUAGGGUUAGUCAUAGUUGUUCUCACCUCACUGUUACUUUGCCAGGUUCUUUCUUGGGAGAUCCUUGAACUGAAGUAUACUUAAGAAUGCACCAUUUACUAAUUUAGUACAACAGUUUUGUAUUUUUAGUUUUUUAAACUAGUCUCAUGUGCUCUUGUGUUUUACAAGGUUAGGGUUUGGGUUUUUUAAAAAAAGUGAAUAUGACAUACUGUGUUUACAUCAAUUGUACUAGUAUUUGCAAAUUUUCACUUUCUUUAUGAAGUUCUGCCAUAUGAAUAGCAUGCAUUGCUGAGAGUGAGUGUAACUGGAGAUAAGUCAGCAGGGUGCCCUGGCUGCCAAAAGGGCCAACCACAACCUGGGGUACAUCAAGUACAGCAUUGCCAGCUGAUUGUCUCACUCUACACUGCACUGGUGAGGCCUUUAGCACUGGGGGCAGUUUGGGAUGCCUCAAUGCAAGAAGGACAUCAGACUAUUACAGUGUUCAAAAGGAGGUGUGUGACCAAGAUUGCAAAAGGUCUCAAGGACAAGACCUCCGAGGAGCGGCUGAGGUCACUUGGCUUGUUCAGUUUGGAGAAAAGAGGGCUAAGGGGUGUCCUCAUCAAAGCCUACAACUUCCUCAAGGGGGAAGCAGAGGAGGAGGUGCUGAUCACCCUCUGAUGACCAGCAAUAGGAUAUGAGGAAAUAGAAUGAAGUUGCAUUGAGGGAAGUUCAGAUUGGACACCAGGAAAAUGUUCUUCUCUGAGAGAGUGGUCUGUCACUGGUCCAGUGACCCAGGGAAGUGUCCAAGGCACCAAGCCUUUCAGGGUUUGAGGAGCACUCGGAUGACACUCUUAGCCAUACAGUUUAAUGCUAGGUAAUCCUGUGAGGAGCAGGGAGUUGGACUUGAUGAUCCUUAUGGGUCCCUUCAUACUUGAGAUAUUCUAUGAUUCUAGCCAUUUCAAGGAGAUAAAAUAUGUAUUGUGUAUUAGGGGACCAUGAGUUUGGGGCAGGGAAGGAAGCAGUGUCUUUCAUAGGGAAAGAGUAUUCUUUUCUCUCACUGAAUAAUCACAGAAGUUUAACUGAAGAACUUUUCUUGUGACAGCCCCAGGCUCUUUUCUCCCAGGAAACUCUCUCAAGAGACUGGAGGAAUAAUUAUGAAAUAUUGGUUUCUUGAUGUUCAGACAGAAGAGGAAACUGUCUGAAGUUCAGUUGUUAACAUAAGUCUACUGCAUUUUUGCUUCAUGGAGCAACAAUGGCUUCUUCCUUUGUACCUAAAGUCUUUGAGGAUACUUCUUCACUUAAAUUUAUUCUUAUUUGGGUCAAAUUCUCUGAAUAGCCAUGAGAUCCUCCUCAAAGCUUAGGAGACUUUUAUAUUACUGAAGUCUGGUUUAACCCUGUCUUUGUUGUUCCAUUUUUAAAAGGGAAUCCAAGUGACAACAAAAUAACUGGAUUCUCUUGGUAUAGAUGGUUUCCAGGAUCUUCUCCUGGUUCAUCACUUGCCUCAAAGGAUAGUCCUGUUGUUCUGCAACCAAACAGAAAAAAACCCAAAUAAAAUUCCAAGCCUUUCGCCCUGACAUAAAACCUAAGGUCAUAAGUAAAAAGAUGCAAACACUGUAUUGUAUCUAAAUGCUUUGCUAUAGAAAUUUUCAUACCCAAGCUGGGGUGGAUCAGUUGUCCAAACUUUAGUGCCACGGACACCAUUAACUACAGAGAAAACAUAAUGAAAAUUUAAAUACUUGCACUUCCUGAAUUCACCCUUAGUUUUAUAAACAAGACCCUGACUGAACCUGACAGUGGCUUCAAUUUACAUAAUCUAAAUUUGAAAGAAUAGACGUUGAUGUGUUACUUUAAAUAGCAUACUAUUCAAGAAAUUGACUUCACUAGCACUUUAAAUAAAUAAAAAGUGCUCUAUUAAUUUAUUUUACAGUUUUCUAAUUCCUCCAGCAUACGUUUUCAUUUUAGUAUUUAGGUAUUCUAGCAAUAUCUGGUGUUUUCACUGGCUUCUGUGUUUUAAGUAUUUUACUCCUGUGCCUGAUAGGAGUAACAGUGUGAGAUCUGUUUGUCUGUACAGUCCUUCUGAAUAAAUGUUUGUUUCAUGUCAUGCUUUCCUCCCGCAGAGUAUUUUCACAUCUGUUAUUUGCUUAUGCUAGUAAGAAGCCCAGGUGGUAAAACUCAGCUCUCUGAUUAUACAGAAUACGCUUAGCCACAAUUCAAUUAUACCUUUAUAGAAACUUUAUGGAAAUAAAUAUGGGGAAAGAAAGAUCCCUUCCAAUGAGCUUUAGAAAAUAGAAAGGAAAAGGAGAUAGCAUGACAAGUUUUAACCUAGCCAGAUUUCUCAGUUUUGCCUUCUAAAGUUAAAUUUGAAAGUGGCAACAAACACAUUACCUUCUCCAACUUAAGGUACAGGAUAGCUGUUUUUUCAGGAGCCCUGCUUUGCCAUUAGGAGAUUAUAUCUACCAGUGCUUGGUAGAAGUUGCUUCUCUCAUCAGACCUGGAGACUGAGGAGUUUAUGGGAGCACUCCUGUUGCCAUGAUUCUUCCCAGUUUCCUGAGCAUUCAUACUAAAGCAGAAGUAUGCAGCUUCUCACGCUCCUUACUAUAAACAUUGGCCAUGUUUUGCUAACUAUUUCAUUGUUUACAUAUUUCUAGGUGGGAGGAGAAAGGUGAUUGACAGUUGGCUUGACCAAUGUGGAUUGAGAGGUGGAAUUCCAUCCUCCAAUCCACAGGCCCCAUAGGAAAUGUAUAAAACUGAGUUUUGUAAAUAAACUGGGGCUCUGGCUUUCCUGCCCUGCUGCUCUGAUGAACCCAGACCUCUGUCUCCAAGUGUGUCCUUAUCUAGCAAGGCUUGCGGUGAUACACUCCCUAACCCAAGUCUGUCAGGAAAGCCCACAUAUGCUGUAUACUGCUAGUAAAGGAGGUAACCUACUGCAUGGUAAUGAAAACAGUUCUGAGAAACAGCAUAAUCCAUUGGCAUAGCUGGAUUCAGAAUGUCCAUCCCAGACCUCACAGAGCCUGGAACCUGAGAUUGGUUAAAUAUAAGAGGGUGUGGGUUUUUUUUUGUUUUUUUUUGUUGUUGUUGUUGUUGUUUGUUUUUUGGUUUUUUGGGUUUUUUUACAUAGGUACUGUCUUCAAACACACAUAAACCACAAAAUCAAACAAGUACCCCAAUCUUCCUUUGUACCAUACCUAAUUCAAGAAAAAAUAAAUAAUUUUGAUAUCUGUUCA
Prinia subflava (tawny-flanked prinia) is the source of this 7082-nucleotide messenger RNA. Its product is annotated as zinc finger C4H2 domain-containing protein. Gene Ontology annotation, biological process: positive regulation of neuron differentiation. Bases 150 to 824 code for a protein of 224 amino acids. Gene Ontology annotation, cellular component: nucleus. NCBI's taxonomy places the organism in Eukaryota, Metazoa, Chordata, Aves, Passeriformes, Cisticolidae. The transcript is spliced from 5 exons. The record is from RefSeq and is a predicted model, not a curated record.